GGCGGUGGGCGCGGCGUCCGGGUGGCGGUCGCCACUCGGGUGGUGGCGCGGGCGCCCAGGGCAGACACUAGGGUGAUCCGGAGGCGCGGCCCUGGAAUUAGGCGGACAGCGGGGCUGAGGCUGGGGCUGGUGCAGUGUGCGCGCGGGGCCGCCGUGCCUUGGACCCGUGUGGCAGCUGCCGGGAGCGCUGCCCUUCGCCAUGUACACCUUCGUGGUGCGCGACGAGAAUAGCAGCGUCUACGCCGAGGUCUCCCGGCUGCUGCUGGCCACCGGCUACUGGAAGAGGUUGCGGCGGGACAACCCCAGGUUUAACCUGAUGCUGGGGGAGAGGAACCGACUGCCCUUCGGGAGACUAGGUCACGAGCCUGGGCUGGUACAGCUGGUGAAUUACUACAGGGGGGCAGACAAACUGUGCCGCAAAGCUUCUUUAGUAAAGCUAGUCAAGACCAGUCCGGAGCUGUCUGAGUCCUGCUCAUGGUUCCCCGAGUCCUAUGUGAUUUAUCCAACUAACCUCAAGACGCCAGUCGCUCCAGCGCAGAAUGGCAUCCAGCUUCCGGUCAGUAACUCCAGGACAGAUGAGAGAGAAUUCUUCUUGGCUUCUUAUAACAGAAAGAAAGAGGAUGGGGAAGGCAAUGUUUGGAUUGCAAAGUCAUCAGCUGGUGCCAAAGGUGAAGGCAUCCUCAUCUCCUCAGAGGCGUCGGAGCUUCUGGAUUUCAUAGACAACCAGGGCCAAGUGCACGUGAUCCAGAAAUACCUCGAGCACCCUCUGCUCCUCGAGCCCGGUCACCGAAAAUUUGAUAUUCGAAGCUGGGUCCUGGUUGACCAUCAAUAUAAUAUCUACCUCUAUAGAGAGGGUGUGCUUCGAACUGCUUCAGAACCAUAUCAUGUUGAUAAUUUCCAAGAUAAGACCUGCCAUCUGACCAAUCACUGCAUUCAGAAAGAGUACUCAAAGAACUAUGGGAAAUAUGAAGAAGGGAAUGAAAUGUUCUUCGAGCAGUUCAAUCAGUACCUAACAAGCGCUCUGAACAUCACCUUAGAAAGUACCAUUUUGCUGCAGAUCAAACACAUCAUAAGGAGCUGCCUCAUGAGUGUGGAGCCUGCCAUCAGCACCAAGCACCUCCCUUACCAGAGCUUCCAGCUCCUUGGCUUUGACUUCAUGGUGGAUAAAGAGCUGAAGGUCUGGCUCAUCGAGGUCAACGGUGCCCCUGCAUGUGCCCAGAAGCUCUAUGCAGAACUGUGCCAGGGCAUCGUGGACAUAGCCAUAUCCAGUGUCUUCCCACCCCCGGACACGGAGCAGGUGCCACAGCAACCGGCUGCGUUCAUCAAGCUGUGAGGCACCGGAAGGGACAGAGCCACCUUGGGAAAUGUAUGGGGUCCUGCUCCAGAGGAACGAGAGACGACUGGACUGCUCCUUACCAAGGGAUGCUGGGGAAGAGUGUGUGAAGAGAAGGCGGCUGUGGAAGAGCAGCUGAGCUGCCCACGGUGAUGUGGGGACCUUAGGAAACUGACACAAGCGACUGAGAGGGAGAGCCGAACGCUUUUCUAAAGGGCUGGGACCAGGGCUUUGUUAUGGUGUGAUCUGACCCCUUGAGCGGUUUCCGGUCUUGGGUGGUACUGGGAACAGAGUUCCUUUCCACCCGGGAUGUAGCCCAGGGGCCUCAGAGGGGUGUCUGCCCACCUGCUGCAGCUUUAGUGCCUUAGUCUGUGCCCGGUGCAGCCUCACUGGGCACAGACUGGACCUUAGAGCAUUUUCGAGGUUGCCACACGUUCCCUGCACAUUCCUUCCACGGCUCUAUGUCCCGCUGAACUCUAGAUGAGCAUGCAGCGCAGUCCAUGCUGUGCCCCGGCCUGUCAGUGAAGGCCUCUUGCUUGUCACCAUCCUGGUGGGCUAUGAUUGAGCACCUGCCAGGGGUCCUGUGGACACCAAACAGUAUAUGCUGCUCAUUGCAUGUUUUAGAAACAAAAGCAGCAGGCCUGACGAAUCUGCAAGCAUCAAAUAAGCAUGAGAGAGAGAGAAAAACAAAACCAUGAUAUCUUACUUUACUUAAAGGGAUGGGGGGGGGGGGGAGUCUCUGAAGUAUCUUGAGUCUCAGUUAUCUUUGGCUUUACCAGAAUUCUGAAUGCAGCUUUGCAAUUUCUCUUCCCUUUCCCCCACCCCCAUGCCCACCCUGCAUCUCUGAACCUUUGUAGCGAUCCUUUCUGGGAGUCAGGGAAGGUAGAAUCCCUUCCCUCACACUCCUCACCUCAUAGCUCUCCCCAUGCCUGUCCUCCUUGACUCCCAGGGCCUUCUGCAGGAGCUGGAGGGCCAGGUUCCAUUCCAGAAAGGGCCCUGUUUGCUUAUGCAUGUAGGUGACAGGACAGACCCCCUCUCAGUGAGGGUGUAGCUGCCCGAGUGAGAAGUAUUUUGGAGCCCUGCACAGCUUCCUGUGUCAACAAAAGUGUCCCAUGCAAUGUUGUGUCUGGGUCACGGGUCCAUUCAUAUUUUAUAGGCCUCUUGGAAGCCCGCUUCCAUGGUGGUGGUGGGAAGAGUCUCGAGUAUUCAGGGUGAGCAUAUAAACAGUCUCUUCUGAAGAGUGUCCUGGAACCACAACAGACAGAGCGAAGCUGCCCUUCUCCCCAGAGCGCAGUGUGGUCUUUCCCAGUGUAACCACGUGCUUCUUCAUUUACAUCUACUGGGUACAUUCUACAGUCCUGUGAACCAUUUACAAAAGACCUGCUGAAGCACCUCUUCCCCAGACAGGGUGAGGUGUGGGAACUUGCAGCAAGGGAAGGAAGGAUGAGCUUUUUAUUACGUGCACUGGUGAGUGGCAGGAUGUGACAGUGUUUACUGAAGCGAGGAAAGUCCCGACUCGUGGGAGUCUGGAGUUAGGGGGUAAAGGUGCCAGGGUUACCUGGAAUGUGGGUGACAGAGGCGGCACCAAGAGCAAAGUAAAACACUCAAUAUGAAAUCAGUCUUGAGGCCCAGCACAGCUGACGGGGGAGUGCUGGGAUCUCCUGAGAAGGCAGUGUGCACACUCACUUAGAAUGUGGGGGAGUGCUGGGUCCUUGGCUGGUCUAGGUGGGCUGGUAAUGGAGAAAGCAGGGAGGUCUGUUGUGUUCUUGGAGCCAAAUCACAGGAACAUUCAAGAGUGAUGUAGCCAUCAUGGUGACAGAGCUGAAAAGGCAGACUCAGUAAAUCUUUAUGAAUCUCAACAGGUUUUGUAAUAAGCCUAAAGGAAUCCAUGUAAAGGAAGUGAGGUGUUAGAAGGAAAGGGUUGAGCUCAUGCCUCAUGUAGCUUCAACCAUUUUUAUGAAUUUACUUCCCACCAAGUAGGAAGAUUGGCUCUGAACCGUUUCGAACUGUUUCAUGGUAUCCCUGGCACAGAUGGUCACGCCUGGCCUCCCAGUCACUCUUAGUGGUCAGUUGGUGUAAGUGCUGCCCAUCACCAGGAGAGGAGGGGUUGUUUGGAGAUGCCAAUUCCACCCAUGGCUCUGUCAUUAGACUGCACAAUGUCACACAAGCCAAAUAACCUCGCUGUGCCUUAGUGUCUCAUGGAGGAGACAUUACCUGACCCAGGGACUACCUCAGGGGAGUUUUGUGAGAACAGAAGAGAGAAGUGCAAGAGUCAAGGCCUUUGGUACCCAGGCUCUCAGUGCCAACCAACUACAUCAACACUCUCCCAUGAUGUUAAAAAGAAGUUGAUGACCCUUCCCACCUGUGGCCAAUUGAAUCAGAACCUCAGGUAACAAUAUGUCUUGAGGUGCCUUGAACCAUUACUUCAGGAAGGAGGACAAACACAUUAUUAUCUUGGAAGAAUCACUUAAGGAUUAGGCUCAAAAAAAAAAAUACUCUUAGAAGCAAGCGGUUCUGUAAGAACAAUCACAUGCUGAUAUGUGUAUUCACAGUGAAAGUCUUACCCAAGCAGUUUCUCAGUUUGCUUCUCAUCCAAGCAUCUGGAAAAUCAAACAUGCUUUCAUUUAUCUAAGCAGUUUAUCAAGUCCUUGAUAGCUAAAUGUACACAGGCACGAAUCUAUAAAUCUAAUACUACAUAUUAGCAUUAUCCAUUAAUUAUGAGAGAAAAAGCCCUCCCCUCACACUUGACUUCAUGGCAAUUAUAAAGUCCAAUUUGCCAAGAAUAUAUAAGUGCCUCUGUGUUCUGAGAUAGCAUGGAGCUGGCCUGCACAGCAGCUGACAGCGUGUGUCAAUAGCUCUGUGGGAUGACACCUGCACAGGACAUGGGGAGCACCAGAAGUGGUCUGUGAUCCACAGAGCCAGCCGGGGAUAGUGAUACUAUAAGGUGUUCUUAUGAACAGUGGUGGUUGUGUUCAUGGGUGAACUCGGUCCUGUCAUGAGUGUGGCAGGGAGGAGAUCCAUGAACAAAAUGACAAAGUGCCAAAGUGGGUUGCAUGUGGGUUGUGGGUGCCGUCGUGAGGAUUCAGUGGUUGAUGUAUGUGCCUCCAAUCCUGGACACAGCCUGCACCUAAGAGGAAAUUUCUGAAAUAAGGCAACUCCAUGAAUGUGUUAAAUGCCUGGGGCAUUAAAGAUAUCUCAAGUGUU
Grammomys surdaster is the source of this 4537-nucleotide messenger RNA. It is a transcript of the gene Ttl, whose product is annotated as tubulin tyrosine ligase. The transcript is spliced from 7 exons. Gene Ontology annotation, biological process: protein modification process. The record is from RefSeq and is a predicted model, not a curated record. Bases 200 to 1333 code for a protein of 377 amino acids. NCBI's taxonomy places the organism in Eukaryota, Metazoa, Chordata, Mammalia, Rodentia, Muridae.